Messenger RNA from Prunus mume (Japanese apricot), 2038 nucleotides. Its product is annotated as putative receptor-like serine/threonine-protein kinase At4g34500. Lineage: Eukaryota; Viridiplantae; Streptophyta; Magnoliopsida; Rosales; Rosaceae. The record is from RefSeq and is a predicted model, not a curated record. Gene Ontology annotation, molecular function: protein kinase activity; ATP binding. Gene Ontology annotation, biological process: protein phosphorylation.
ACUGCGAUUUGCCUGGCUGUACACUCUAGACUGGCAGUUCUGUAAUAAUCUCAAAUAUCAAACCCAUAAUCUUACAUCUUCCCUUUUUCUUUUCUUUUUUUUUUCCUAUUUUUUUCUGUUCUUUUCCUUCACUUCAACCUUUGCCUUUCGCUUUUGUGUCCGUUGAAGCCGCACUCUUUUCUCCUCCUCAAUCUCUCUCUGCAAAGUCCUCUAACAGUCUAAAUUGCUGACUGAACUUUAACUUCAAGUUAUUUACUCAUCAACCAAACAAACACUCCCACCAUCUCUCUCUCUCUCUCUCUCUCUCUCUCUCUCUAGAAAUUCUCAGCUCAAACUCUCCACCGACAUCGCUCGCCGGAAACAAUGACGGUCGCCGGCGAGACCACUCAGACAUCCAACACCUCCCUCUCCCACAAGCUCACUUCCACAACCCCAUUCCUCAGCCUCAAACUCUACGCUGUCAUUGCCAUCCUCGUCCUCUGCCUCCUCGCCGCCGCCCUCCUCAUCUUCCUCUGCGUCUGUACGACCCGAGCCUCGCGAAAGCGCAAGAUGCGCGUCAAGCACAGCUCCGGCUCAAUCCCGCUUGUUUCCAAAGAGAUCGCCGAGAUUAAAUCUCCUAGCCCGCGCGCCGUCCUCGACAUUGGCGAGGGCAAAAUCGGAAAUGAAAAUGUGAAGGAGGUGGAGGAAGAGAUGGAGAUUGUGGAUAUCGAAAGAGGGAAAGGGAAGCGGAGCGGGUUGGAGAGUGACGGGUCGGGUCCGCAGAACAUCGGGUGGGGCAGGUGGUAUAGCUUGAAAGAGCUGGAGAUUGCGACGCGUGGAUUUUCUCCAGACAACGUGAUUGGAGAAGGAGGAUACGGCGUCGUUUUCAGAGGAAUUUUGCAGGACGGCUCUGUCGUGGCGGUCAAGAACCUUCUCAACAACAAGGGUCAGGCAGAGACAGAGUUUAAGGUGGAAGUGGAAGCCAUUGGUAAAGUAAAGCAUAAGAACUUGGUGGGUCUAAUUGGCUAUUGUGCUGAAGGUGCUCAAAGGAUGCUUGUAUAUGAAUACAUUGACAAUGGCAAUUUGGAGCAAUGGUUGCAUGGUGAUGUUGGGCCUGCCAGCCCUCUGACCUGGGAUAUUCGAAUGAAAAUAGCCGUCGGGACAGCGAAAGGGCUGGCCUACUUGCAUGAAGGGUUAGAACCCAAGGUGGUGCACCGUGAUAUAAAAUCCAGCAACAUUCUUCUGGAUAGAAAAUGGAACCCAAAAGUAUCAGAUUUUGGCCUGGCCAAGCUCUUAGCACCUGAGUCAAGCUACGUGACUACACGUGUCAUGGGGACAUUUGGAUAUGUAUCUCCAGAGUAUGCAAGCACAGGUAUGCUGAACGAGUGGAGUGAUGUAUAUAGCUUUGGAAUUCUACUCAUGGAGAUAAUUACAGGAAGAAGCCCAAUUGACUAUUCCAGACCAGCUGGAGAGAUGAACCUGGUUGAUUGGUUUAAAGGAAUGAUCCAAAGUCGCCGUGGAGAGGAGGUAGUAGAUCCUCUGAUAGAAGUUCAGCCCUCUCCAAGAGCUAUGAAGCGAGCGUUGCUGGUUUGUCUCCGCUGUAUAGAUUUAGAUGUCAACAAGCGACCAAAAAUGGGGCAAAUUGUUCAUAUGCUUGAGGCAGAUGACUUCCCUUAUCGUUCUGAAACCCGAUCAGCCCGAUAGAAAGAUUGUUUCCCUUCCCGUGCAGCUGCAUCUGAUAAUGUUCAAUAACCAAUCCAAGCAUGCCAUGGAUAGAAAUGAAGCGAGAUAUGGAAGUGGAGAUUAUUAUGUUUUGGCACAGGAGGUAGUUCCUGAGGCCAUUCGACUUCUUAUCAUGAUUCUCCAUUAGUAUAUAGAAAAGAUUUUACAAGCCUUGAAUGUGCAUAUAAUAUUUUCUAUAAUUUUUUUUCCCAUGAUCUUAUAGAUUUUGUUGAUAUAUUUGGAUUCAUACUUAGGAGCUUGUAAAUAUGUACUUUAUAUCUUUUGAUAUGUAAGGUGAGGUCUGUUAAGAAAAUCCAUAGUCGCAAGGCAACUCACC